Amoebophrya sp. A25 is the source of this 2143-nucleotide messenger RNA. The record is from the annotation of a GenBank genome assembly. NCBI's taxonomy places the organism in Eukaryota, Dinophyceae, Syndiniales, Amoebophryaceae.
UUCCCCUUAGAAACACUUGGCUGGAGAGCAUUACUGAGACUUGAAGCACUAUCCGAAAUUUUCACUGUGCUACGAUGGACACAAAAUCCAAGUACGAGCCCUGAGUCAGCACUUGUUGUUGCUAUGCGUCUUCGCGCGAGUUUUCUUUCAACACGAAACUAGGAUAAGCAAGUAAUGAAUAUGUUCGACUAUCGUUGUUCUACUGUUCAUAUCACACGACUCUUGCUCAUUCUCGUAGCGAGCCUUGGUCCCGGCACCGUUCGCAUAAUCCCAGCAGCUGCAGAAGAUGGAAAGAGAGAUGAAGGUAAAGCAGCAGCGACACCUGGAACGAACAUCUAUUUUGACAGUGACGGCGCACUUCCCCCAGAGAGGAGAUGGAGGCUACAGGGGAAAACAGGCCUUGCGGUUUUCAUGACUGGUCUUUCUGGAGCAGGCAAAAGCACGAUCGCGAAAGCUGUUGAGAGGAAACUCGUAGAGUCAGGUACUCACUAUCAUCUUCGACCUAUCACAAAAUGACUAAUAUAACAGAGUAGUUAUAGCGCGCAUGGAGUAGCAUGGAGUGCAUGGAGCGCAGAGCUUUAAGGGGCGCAAGAAGCUCCCCCUUUAGCUCCAUGCUACUCCAUGUGAUUCAUGCGGUCCAUGCCAUGCGAGCCGUAAAACCUUAUAAAUUGCUCUGAUAUAUUAGAAUUAAGCAUAAGGUCUUCAUCCAAUUAUAGUAGAACAUUUCGUAAGAAGGAUGUUGGAUUGGAUGGAUUGCAUGGCAUUGCAUGCAUUGCAUGAGCCGAGGGGGUCAGAGUGCGACCUUCUUAAGGGAGCGACACGGGAACGAAGACUCAGGGCGCGGCAUGGGAGUACUUGGCUCCGUUGUAGGAGUACUUGAAUAGUGCUGGCACGUACUAGCUAUUGUAAGUAGCUCGACUAGGCUAGCUUGCCUGUGAUCUCGACCGUCUUGCUCACUGUUCCCUGGCGCACACAGGCCACGGCGUUUGCGCUGCUCCUUGCUUGUUUCUGGGGCGAGGUCACAGUGGGGCCGUGUUUGUGUUCGUGUAUCGUAAAGUAAUUCUUCGGCGGAGUAGCCCGGUAUAGCGGAGGAAGUAUGGCGCCCGAAGGGCGCCGCGCAAAAUAUAUUGUUUUUUGGGUGGUCCAUCCAUGCAAUGCAUGCCAUCCAUGCCAUGCAAUCCAGAAGUUCGGAAGUUGCCUUAUAUUCUAUUAUAGAUCUACAACUUCUGAGCAGCAUGCUAUGAUAAUUAUGAAACUAUUGAAACGCUAGGCAGGGCCACAAAUAAUGUAUCUCGGCCAGCUUUUUUACUGCCUCGCUUUCCGCAUUUUCACCUGCAGGCGUUCCCGCGUUUCGACUGGACGGCGACAACUUGAGGCAUGGCCUGAAUUCCGAUCUCGGUUUUUCGGAGAAGGAUAGAGCAGAAAAUGUUCGUCGCGUCUCUGAAGUCUCAAAACUAAUGGUCGAAGCGGGGUCGGUUGUAAUAUCGGCCCUUAUUGCUCCCAACGCUGGCGUUCGGGGGCAGGUGCGCGAGAGCCAUGCAAAGAGCGGCCUCCCUUUUGUUGAAGUUUUCGUCAAUUAUGGAAGUAGAAUUUUUCCCUUGUCUUCGUUCGCAAUCAUGUACUGUUUUUUGAAUUUUUAAAUGAUGAAAAUCGCGACUCCUUGAUGUUCAUCUUGUUCUUCACCAAGUGCUCCGUCGGCUCUUAUGGUCAUAAAUCACUUUGUCCAUGUCUAAUCUGGUGCCUCCUUAGCAGAAGCAGAGCGUCGCGACGUGAAGGGCCUAUAUGCCAGAGCGCGUGCAGGAAAGAUCAAAGAAUUUACAGGUAUUAGCGCCCCAUACGACGUGCCAGAGAACCCUGACAUCGAGCUGCGCACCGACGACGACAGCGCAGAGGAAUCAGCGGCAAAACUUUUUCAGCACAUCAUGGACCGCAUAAAAGUCGAGCAAAAACAGGAACUGUAGGAAGUGGAAAGGCUAUAUUAAUGUUUUCAAUAUUUCUUGUCUUGUGCUUGUUUGGCGCACGAGCAUGGAACUCGAACUGAUCCGACAAAUGUCAUGCUGAGAAACAACAUGGAUCGUAUUCUCAAACGCUGUUAGCAUGGACGAUAGCGACAGGAAAGACGAACGGCGACAAAAAUCCUAGG